Messenger RNA from Pantherophis guttatus, 641 nucleotides. RefSeq names its product ribosomal protein S18 (gene RPS18). Gene Ontology annotation, cellular component: cytosol; small ribosomal subunit; ribosome. Gene Ontology annotation, biological process: translation. Gene Ontology annotation, molecular function: structural constituent of ribosome; RNA binding. Lineage: Eukaryota; Metazoa; Chordata; Lepidosauria; Squamata; Colubridae. The record is from RefSeq and is a predicted model, not a curated record.
GACGCUCCUUCGUUUCUAAUUCUAUGGUCGCCAUACCGGAAGUGCCGGUAGUUUCACUUCGGCUCCGGGGGGCGGGACCGACGUCGGGCCUCUCGCGCUGCGCCGCUUCCUUUUCCGGCCGAGUCGAGAGCGAGAGGAGCCGGUGCGCAGCCAUGUCUCUCGUGAUCCCAGAGAAGUUCCAGCACAUCCUGCGUGUCCUCAACACCAACAUCGAUGGGCGGCGCAAGAUCGCCUUCGCCAUCACCGCCAUCAAGGGGGUGGGCAGGCGUUACGCUCACGUGGUGUUGCGGAAAGCGGACAUUGACCUGACCAAGCGGGCUGGGGAGCUCACGGAGGAUGAGGUCGAGCGUGUCAUCACCAUCAUGCAGAACCCCCGGCAGUACAAGAUCCCCGACUGGUUCCUCAACAGGCAGAAGGAUGUCAAGGACGGCAAGUACAGCCAGGUCUUGGCCAACGGGCUGGACAACAAGCUGCGCGAGGAUUUGGAGCGCCUGAAGAAGAUCCGGGCCCAUCGGGGCCUGCGCCACUUCUGGGGCCUCCGUGUCCGUGGCCAGCACACCAAGACCACCGGGCGCCGUGGCCGAACGGUGGGCGUCUCCAAGAAGAAGUAAACCUUUUGUGCUAAUAAAAUGUUUUCCUCA